Messenger RNA from Dimorphilus gyrociliatus, 1589 nucleotides. NCBI's taxonomy places the organism in Eukaryota, Metazoa, Annelida, Polychaeta, Dinophilidae. The record is from the annotation of a GenBank genome assembly.
GAAUUAUUUUUAUUAAUUUUAAAAAGAAAACUAAAAGAAACAGUUGAUUUGGCUAAUUUUAAAGAAUUCUUAUGGAAUUAAAUUAUGGGAAAUUCAUGAAACUAUAUAUAAGGCAGAUAGACCUCUUAACAGUCGAACAGAGUCCUUAUUUUGCCCAUUAUAUUAUUUCUGUUUAAUUGAUUUUAAUAAAAGUUUUAAGAAGUAUAUCUAUCAAAAAUGGGGCUUGGGAAUGGCAGCUUUUCUUGGAGUGAUCUUACUUUAUCUGGAGAAGAUACUCUGGUUGUCCUUUCCUGGUUUAUAGAACUUUUAUCAGUAUUUUUUGGAACAUUUGGUAAUCUUUUGGUAAUUUUUUCGGUUUUGACUCAAAGGUCUCUAUGGUCGUCUGCAAAUAUGUUGGUUGUUCAAUUAGCAAUUUUUGAUUUUGGUAUUUCAACAGUAGUACAAUUUACUGCAAUGUCUGGGAUGUUGUGGAGAGGCGAAGAAUUCUAUGCCCGUGGAAAUUGGAAAGCUAUCUGUAAGGUCUUUGGACUGAUUUGUGCAUUCUGUUGCUGCGCCAGUCCCGGAGCUUUAACAGUAAUUUCAUUUAACAGGUGGCUGUGCAUAACGAAACCUCAAUUAUAUCCGAGAAUUUUUAAUCGAAGAGGAACGACAGCUGCAAUUAUCUUUAUAUGGUUGUAUGGCUCAUUGCGCUUAGUACCAUAUAUAUCUGGUCGCGGUUCAGUUGGCUAUGAUUAUGUUCUUUCAUUAUGCGUCUUUAGUGGAAAGUCAGAUACAUUUACUUCUCUAUGGAUAUCUAUAUUUUCUAUUUGGAUACCUAUAUCGGUAGUUGCUCUUUUUAAUGUUUUGAUUUUUGGAUACGUUCAUUCAAUAAAGAAGAGUUUGCGUAAAAUAUCAAAUAACAAUAAAGAUAAUCAACUUAAAGAAGAAAUCCAACUGGCUAAAACUUUGUCCAUUGUAUCAGUUGUACUCUUUAUCUGUCUUGUUCCAUUAUCAUCUGGUUAUACGUUUGACAAAGACAGAAGCUGGAGCAGACCUUAUUACUUAAUGGCCACAGCUUUUUAUCAUUUAAAUAGCAGCUUAAAUCCUAUUCUUUACGCUGCUCAUCAUAGAUUCAGAAAGGCCUAUCUAACACUUUUCAUCAAAAUAUUUACUUGUUGCGGGAAGAGAGAAUCCUUAAAUAAUGAAAGUUUGAGAUAUUCAAGCAAAAGUAUUGAACUGUCGUCGUCUGGUCUCGAAAAAUAAGAAAGAGAAUAUCAAUACUCAUUAUGUUAAAUUAUUGUUUAUUCAUGUCAAUCAUCCUCCGUCGUCACUAGCACCUUGAAAAAUGUUUUGGUUCAGAUGAAUAGACCUUCAUCUUGAGUUUUAAAUAAAUAUCAGAGUAUACCGUAAAAAUGCAGUAUGUCAUCAAUAUGAAUGAUAUACUGAAGUAUGUAAAUACUAUACAUGUGUGUGGGUGUGUGUACUACUUUAUGAUAAUAAAAUAAAUUAAAUGUGGUCUUACCUCUAAAAAAUGAAUGAAUCCAAUUAAGGUAUUCAAUCGUUGUUACGGCAAUCAUAUGACUUUGCUAUAAAUCUGUUAUAGAAUAAAG